AUGGAACGCGAAGGGAUGGAGGCGGAAGGCAUGCUGAGGGACAAGCCCUCGAAGGAGACGACUUGCGGGAUAUGGUGCUUCAAGGGGGCCUGGAUCCAGAGGUUCGCAAACUACAAGGCCUACGUGCUCCUCUACGGCAUGUUGGGGUGCAUGUUCACCGCCUCCUAUUCCUACGCCGGGGGUAUCUUCACGACCAUGGAGAAGAGGUUCAGGAUUCCCAGCCAAACCAUGGGUAUAAUCAGCGUAGGUAAUGACAUAAGCCAGAUCUUCGUUCUGACGGUGUUCAGCUACUACGUGGGCAAAGGACACAGACCCAGAUGGAUCGCCGUGGGUAUUUACACUGUCGUCAUCUUCUGUAUGUUGAACGCAGGACUAUACUUCAUGUUCGGACCCGGCCAGGAUGCCAUCUCUCUCACGUACGAGUAUGGCAAUCUGAACAACAUCACCGAGCACUCAAAUGAUAAGAAGAUAAUCUGCCAGGAGAAUUCUACCGUGACAUGCGAAACUUCCGAUGGUAACGAAUGGGGUCCACCAUUAACCUUAUUUCUGGCACAAUUGAUUUCCGGUUUCGGAGGGUCUCUCUUUGGCACCCUCGGAGUAUCAUACAUGGACGACAAUACCAAAAAAUCAAAGUCUCCUGCUCUUUUCAGUAUUUCUCAGUGCUUGAAGAUGUUCGGUAACGUGAUAGGUUAUGGACUGGCUUCGAUCUGCCUCAACAUCUAUAUCUCUCCAUCUUUGACUCCGAGAAUCACCAACACAGACCCUCGAUGGUUGGGAGCUUUCUGGAUAGGUUGGCUCAUUCUGGGAGUGGCCAUGUUCAUCCUUGGUUCUUUGGUCGGCCUCUUCCCGAGAACACUACCGGAAGCCGCACGAAGGAAAGAGAUGAGAGAAAAGACCGAGCCAACAGACGAGCCUGCAUCAUUGCGUGAUUUUAUGGCAACGUUCAUUCGCUUGUUUAAAAACAAAGUGGUGAUGUGCAAAACAAUUGGAGGUGUGAUGUAUGUCUUCGGCUACCUGCCCUACUGGAUGUAUAUGCCCAAGUACUUCGAGGUCAUCUUCAAGCAGUCGGCAGCUGUUGCCAAUUUGGCUACUGGUUUCGUCGGCCUCAUCUGUUCUGCAAUCGGCAUCCUCAUAAGCGGGUUCUUCAUUUCCAAGUUCAAACCUAAAGCUAGGACGCUCUCAAUGUGGGGCUUCAUCGUCAAAAUCAUCACCAUCUGUGGCUUCAUCGUUUACAACCAACUUGGCUGCGCCAUCAAUGAUGUACAGGGAGACAUCUCAGCUUCCGGAGAAUUGAACGCUACCCAAGCCUGUAACGCUGCCUGCAAUUGCGAAUACGUCAAGUACAGCCCUGUCUGCGCCUAUGGCAAGUCUUUCAUCUCGCCCUGCCACGCCGGCUGCAACGAUACAAUGCGCAUCAACGGCACCAAUGUUUUCACCAACUGCGCAUGCGUCAACGAAUUCGACGCUAACGGUGUCCAGCUACCUCAAAUCGCAAUGCCCGGCAUCUGCCCAAUCGACUGCAGUGAUCAAUUCAAAUUGUUCCUCGUGGUUGUAUGCAUUUUAAAACUGAUAGGAGCCACUGCGCAAACAUCUAACUUCAUUGUAUCGAUGAGGAGCGUGGAAGAGCGAGACAAAACUGUUGCUAUGGGCUUCGGCAUGACGAUGAUUACUGUGUUCGCGUUGAUCCCGGCGCCUAUAUUCUUCGGCAGAGUUAUAGAUAGCACAUGUUUGGUCUGGGGUAAAACAUGUACGUCGAAAGGAAACUGCUGGCUCUACGAUGCUCAAAAGCUGAGAUACUUCAUUAACGUCAACGCAGGAGGAUUUCUGGCAGUGGGGUUGAUAUUCGCUCUAGCGGCAUGGUAUUACGUUAAAGACGUCCAAAUUUUCGAUCCAGAAGAGGAAAAGAAGAAGGUGAAAUUCGAAAUAAUCGAACUGGAAAAAGAUAAAGAAAAGGAAAAGGAAAAAGAACUCAAACAAAUAUGA
This is a messenger RNA of Nezara viridula (southern green stink bug), 1983 nucleotides long. The record is from the annotation of a GenBank genome assembly. Lineage: Eukaryota; Metazoa; Arthropoda; Insecta; Hemiptera; Pentatomidae.